Sporothrix brasiliensis 5110 is the source of this 1848-nucleotide messenger RNA. Its product is annotated as 3-methylcrotonyl-CoA carboxylase beta subunit. Gene Ontology annotation, molecular function: methylcrotonoyl-CoA carboxylase activity. Gene Ontology annotation, cellular component: methylcrotonoyl-CoA carboxylase complex; mitochondrion. NCBI's taxonomy places the organism in Eukaryota, Fungi, Ascomycota, Sordariomycetes, Ophiostomatales, Ophiostomataceae. The record is from RefSeq and is a predicted model, not a curated record. The transcript has 2 exons. Bases 1 to 1848 code for a protein of 615 amino acids. Gene Ontology annotation, biological process: L-leucine catabolic process.
AUGACGUUCUCCAGGAACGCGCGCGGCGCGCUUCGGCUCACACCGCAGCUGUGCAACACCUGCCGGCGGACGACGGCCACGACAGCGCCGGCGGCGACAGCGGCGCGAGCUCUGAGCACACAACUCAGCCCCGUCAGACCCGUGCAGAGAUCAUUGGCCCGGACAACCAAUGCCCCCGUCGUGCCAUCGUCACGCGGCAUUGCUGCCUUUGCCGCGGCUGGCCCCUCCGACGCCACGCUCUCCCGCAUUCCCUCGACCGUCGACACCACAUCGGACAUCUACCAGGAGAACCUGGGCCUCAUGAAGGAGGCCAUGGAGCGUCUCGACCGCCUGACGCGAGCGGCCCAGCUUGGCGGCUCCGAAAAGGCGCGUGCCAAGCACGUGGGCCGUGGCAAGAUGCUGCCGCGCGACCGCGUGGCUGCCCUCGUCGACCCGGGCACCAGCUUUAUGGAGCUGUCUACGCUCGCUGGCGAGAACCUCUACGAAGAGGACGGCGGCAAGCCCCUGGCGCUGCCCUCGGGUGGCAUCAUCACGGGCAUCGGUGUCGUGGAAGGCGUCACCUGCAUGAUCGUGGCCAACGACAGCACCGUCAAGGGCGGCACCUACUACCCCAUCACCAUCAAGAAGCACCUGCGCGCCCAGGAGAUUGCUGCCCAGAACCGGCUGCCCUGCUUGUAUCUCGUGGACUCGGGCGGCGCCAACCUGCCGCACCAGGCCGACGUGUUCCCCGACCGCGACCACUUUGGUCGCAUCUUCUACAACCAGGCGCGCAUGUCUGCCCAGGGCAUCCCGCAGCUGGCCGUCGUCAUGGGGCCCUGCACGGCCGGUGGUGCCUACGUGCCGGCCAUGUCCGACGAGAGCAUUAUCGUCCAGAACCAGGGCCAUAUUUUCCUGGCCGGUCCCCCGCUCGUCAAGGCCGCCACCGGCGAGGAGGUGACGCCCGAGGAGCUCGGCGGUGGUCUGAUGCACUCGUCUGUGUCGGGAGUCACCGACUACCUGGCGGUCGACGAUGCCCACGCCAUUGCCCUGGCGCGUCGCAGCGUCGCCAACCUCAACUACCCGCAGCAGACGCCGAGCCUGGAGAAGACCACCGCCGCCGGCGCUGCCGCCACGUUUGCCGAGCCCGUUUCGGAUCCCGAGGAGCUGCUCGGCAUUGCCUCCACCAACCUGCGCCGGCCCAUCUCGGCCCAUGAGGUCAUUUCGCGCAUCGUCGACGGCUCUGCCUUUGCCGAGUUCAAAAAGGACUACGGAACCACGCUCGUCACCGGCUUUGCCCGCAUCUACGGCCAGCGUGUCGGCAUCGUGGCCAACAACGGUGUCCUGUUGUCGACGGCCGCCGUCAAGGGCGCCCACUUUAUUGAGCUGUGCUCCCAGCGCGGCAUCCCGCUGGUGUUCUUGCAAAACAUUUCGGGCUUCAUGGUGGGCAAGGAGGCCGAGCGCGAGGGCAUUGCCAAGCACGGCGCCAAGCUCGUCAACGCCGUCGCCUGUGCCGACGUGCCCAAGCUGACCGUCGUCGUCGGCGGCAGCUACGGCGCCGGCAACUACGGCAUGUGCGGCCGCGCCUACAGCCCGCGCUUCCUCUGGAUGUGGCCCAAUGCGCGCAUUGCCGUCAUGGGCAGCGAGCAGCUGGCCACGGUCAUGGAGACGGUCGGCCGGGCCGAUCCCGAGCUGCGCAACCGCAUUGAGCGCGAGAGCGACGCCGUCUACUCGAGUGCACGACUUUGGGAUGACGGCAUUAUUCCGCCGCAGCACACUCGCCGGUACCUUGGCCUCGGCCUGCGGGCCGCUAUGGGCGGGCGCAACGAGGUCGAGCCGAAUGCGACCAAGUUUGGUGUUUUUAGGAUGUAA